Magallana angulata is the source of this 2256-nucleotide messenger RNA. RefSeq lists its product as uncharacterized. The record is from RefSeq and is a predicted model, not a curated record. The coding region runs from base 97 to 1614 and encodes 505 amino acids. Lineage: Eukaryota; Metazoa; Mollusca; Bivalvia; Ostreida; Ostreidae. The transcript is spliced from 11 exons.
AAUUAGACAGAGGACCAGUCUAGAGUUUGUAAACAUAGAAAGACAUUGAGGAAAUUGAAGGGAAAAACUGACUGACGUAUUAAAAAUGAAGUAAAAAUGGCAUAUUGUAUCCUCUUUUUACUGAUACUAGCCACACUAGUCACACAGAUGUCAAAUGGUGAUAAAAACAAAUGCCACAGAGCCAUCCAAGAUUUUGUAAAAAUCGUGGCAUCGUGUCCAAAAACCAAAAAAGAAUGGGAUAUCGCUGCCAGCAAGAAAAACUGUGAACAAUUAACGUCACAAGCAUUGUGUGGGACAAGUAAAGAACCAUAUGUCUACCACUGUGUUAUUAAUGGAUUCGAAAAUGAAACUUUGGAAGUUUGUGCACCCAGAAAGAUCAUAUUUGGAUAUUGCACAGAAUACAAUGUUGCCGGAGGAGUUAUCCAAGGUCACAAAUCAGCCAAAUGCAACAGUACAUUUCCCAAGUGUGGCAAGUCUUACAAUUCCACGGAGGCCUACAAAUACCCUGACUGUUAUGAGCUUGUUUAUAAAAAACAAGCUUUAAAGACAACGACUUACCCACCAGAAAAAAGAACGACAACCAGCAAACCGGAUCAAGGUGAAAGUUCAGUCAAAGAUGUGAUGAUUUGUGCAGUGAUUGUAAUUUGUGGUCUUGUAGUUUUGUUUGUAAGACGUUGCAAAAGAAAGAGAAGAAAAAACUUGAAGGAUGAAGAAGAAAACCAUGACCUGAUAGAAAACAAGCAAGAUCCAUCAAUCAAGUGUUUUUACAUCAAAGCCAAACAUUUCGAACACUAUCACUAUGUUAACAAUCUGGCGAAAGACUGCGAACUUCGUUUGGAAAAGGUGAUUAGGGACGAGAACAGAAGAAAAUAUGGGUCUGAUAAAGAAGUCAUGAUUAAAGUUAUUGGAAAUCAUACUGAUGACAACCUAAAAUUGUUAUCAAAAGUAAAAGAAGAGAAACAUAUGCGAGGGGGAAUGCUUGAACUCAGUUGGAAAGCAGCCCCACUUCUUUGCUUUCAAAAUGAUCUUCAAUUAGAAUCAGCCUUAGAGAUUUUGCGUAGAGAAAAUGCAUGUCACAAAAUCCUGAUCCAAUCCGAUGUCCCUUUUGACAAAACACCCGAAGCAGAUGGUUCCAUUAUCAGUGUUGGUCAGAGCAAACGACGAAUAAAAGAGAUCAUCACAUCAUGUUUGGAGGAGCAACUAGAUCAAGUGCUACAAGAUUGGUUGGGAAAACUCAAACAUGAAGAUUUAAAUAAACAAACAUCCGAUAUUAUUGCCGAAAUAGAAGCUAUCCGGAAACAGUUGAUACUUGACACCCGACACAACACAAAUGGUCUUGAUGCACCUUGUAUCGCCAACAAAUCCAUUGUUCCAAAUGAUGUUAAGGAGUACCUGUUCAGACGGUUUGACGUAAAUGGAUUUGGAAUAUGGGGAUGUUCAACAAUCCAGAUAUUUUUGAAGAAGGCAACCGAUUAUGAGAUAUUAAAGCGUGAAUUGAUCACAUUGAACCAAAACUUCUUUGAAAAAUACCAUUUAAAAAUAGAAACUGGAAAUAUGGUAGAAAAGCAGACUCUGCGACACUGUAACUCUACGAUGCUAAAGAUAUAUGUAUGACAAGUUUUAAAAAUAUUUAACUACAAAACCUUACGAUGAGACGAAGUAACAGGACAACAACCUUUUAUUUAUUGAAGACUCUUGCGAUUCCAAAUCUAUUGCACAUUGCAUUGUCUGUAUAUAAAGGAGGAUUUAAUACACUUAAUACUAAAAAGUUGGUUUUAGAAAUAUUGAAGGAAACCUCUUGGAUAAAUUGUAAAACAGAAACUCGCCAUACGAUUAUUUCAAUUUCAGGGUCGCAUGUAUUUGUUUUCAUUCAAAAGUUCUCAUCAAAGUUUUAUUCCUUUUUGUAAAGUGCUUAAAUUUUCGUAAAAAAAUUUCUCUCCACAGUCGUCAAGUUCUGAAUAUUUUUUGAAAACGAUUCAUUUGACUACACUGGCAUGAAACCAUCGAAAGAUGAAAAUAAAACCAGCUUAGAGUAAUAUAGUGCGAUUUGUAAGUGUAUCAGCGCACUAAAAUUAUUUGAUUCGGCAUUGUUUUUGUUUUUGCUUCUUUUCCAUUGUUCCUUCAUUUAAUUAUUAUCUUGUUUUUAAAACAUUUGUUUCUUUUUGUUAGAUUUGUACUUGUGGAAUAAAUCUUUUGCGUAUGUGUUAUAAGCGUGUAUAAUAUUUUCUUGAUAAGUAACUUUUUAAUUAAAAGUUA